Messenger RNA from Hypomesus transpacificus, 1281 nucleotides. RefSeq names its product CD164 sialomucin-like 2 (gene cd164l2). The record is from RefSeq and is a predicted model, not a curated record. Lineage: Eukaryota; Metazoa; Chordata; Actinopteri; Osmeriformes; Osmeridae. Gene Ontology annotation, cellular component: cytoplasmic vesicle. The transcript has 6 exons. Bases 233 to 694 code for a protein of 153 amino acids.
CUCAGACUUAUCUGCUAGACACUGAAGAAAAAAAACAACUUAAAACCGACCUCUGAAGAAUUUGGACAAGAAGCGAUUGAAGUGACACACACUGGCUGGCUGAGGCCUGGUGAGAUCCGGAAGACUUGGAUCUCUCUGAAGCCUGAGCGUUCAGACUGUAGCUCCAGUCUAACUGUGUCAGUCUCCAGGGCUCGCUCAGUAGUCCAUUGAAGGUCAGUUGCUGGCUGGCAGUAUGCAAGGGUUCGGACUAAAGACCCUCGGUCCUAUACUGUUGCUUCUUGCAAUGGUGACCACCUGUCACUCUCAGUCUUCAGACUGUUCUCAAGCUGAGUCAUGUGACCUAUGUGUUGGGGACUCCACCCUGAACUUAACAGGCUGCGUCUGGAGGAACUGCGAUAGCGAUAAUGACACAGGGUGUGUGUCUGACGAUGUUGACUUUUCAAACUGUAAUGUGACUAACGAUGCAGCCAUGUGCACAGUCGUGGAGAACGCAGCCGAAGGGAAAGAUGACUCCGGUUCAGACGACCAGAGUCCUGCCGGCUCAGAGUUCUCCCAGGCUAAGUUUGACAUGUCCAGCUUCGUGGGAGGGAUCAUCCUGGUGCUGUGUCUCCAGGCCGGAGGCUUCUUCGCCAUGCGCUUCCUCAAAUCCAAAGACAACAGCACUUACGAUCCCAUAGAGCAGCCGCAGCCAUAAGGAGGAAGAGGCGAUGAGAAGGGGAUGUGGAGGUGAAUGGAGGAUGAGAGCGGAACAGAGGAGAGAGUAGAAUCAUCGUGCUGUCACGAUUAGAUUAGAGGCUUUAGUUCUGCCGGCUGUCACGACUGUGUGUGUAUAGUAUGUGCUUCAGUGUGUCCUUACAGUGAGAUUCCACAUGCAGACAGACUUUCGACAAAUAAUCAGACACUGACGUCCUAACAGACAAGCAUGCGUUUCACUGACAAACUGACAUUCUACAGAUAUUCUCUUGACCUUGGUUUGAGGUUUGUGUGUGUGUUUUCUGUAUCAUGACAUCUAAUAUGUUUAAUUUCUGCCAUGAUUAACUUAUACUUCCGUACGUUGUGGAAUAUUUUCGUUCAGAUUUCAUAUCAAUGUUCACAAUGUUAUCAAUUGUAUUGUGAUUCAUAUUAAUUUAACCUGAUUUAAGUUAAUAACUAGGUUUCUUAGAUUAGAUUACUGUAGCUCAGUUUAGCUGGUUUGGUAGUUGAAACGCUGCGUUGAGUCAGGAAGUCUCUGGCGUGUCCUCUAUUGCUGUGAUGGCAUCCAAAUAAAGAUAUUGCUGAAAG